UGCUUGAGUUCGGGAACGCCACAGAUUCCAGAAUACGGGAAUGCAGUAGGAGCUCACGUUUUGGGGGCGCUGGGAAGAUUUAACGAUUUAGUUUUGUGUUUUCUUUUAACUUUUGAUCCAGUAUUAAAAAUGGGUUGGAAGUGAUCUGUUGUGAGCACCUUGUGACAGUGGAUCUUUUCGGGGAAAGCGGGAGGAUUGUUUUUACCUUGGGAAUUCUUUCUUCUGGAUUUACUUUUGGAUAAAAGAAAAUUCUUUAACGUGGAAAUAAUUCCCAGAAACCAGCAAGAGAAACGACCUCUUUUUCACUUUCUACUCCUUAAUUUUGGGAUUUAUCUUUGAAUUUGGAAGUGUACAGAAGAGCAGUUGCGUCAGCGUGCAUGUGUGUGAUUAAAGACAUUACGUGUGCGUGAACUGUAUAUGUCUGUGUGUGUGUGUGUGUGUGUGUGUGUGUUUUUGGCCAUGCUGGAGGAAAAGAAGGCCCAAAGUUCUCGGCAACAAAGCUCAGCAGACCCAGGUCGCCCGAAGGUGUCAAAGACCAAGAGCAGAACCUGUAACUCGGCGGCGGGUAAAACCAACAACCACUUCUCAACCAUCAGCAAUGCCAUCGACCCUGCACGCCGCUUUGCCUUGCUAUUGGAGCAUGGCGUCCCUUCUCCUGUACCCGGGCCCCUAACGAGGCCCCUACUCACAGGGAGUUCCCUCCUGAUUGGACAGCAGGCUGCAUCCUUGUGGCUGGCUCAAUUGAAAGCCCAGCUAGCACUGACGCAGAUAAACAAUGCUCUCACUGUUGGCAGUCGAGCUGCAAACUUGCAAACACCUCCCUCCCCAACUGCUGCAGCCAUCAAUCUCCUUAACCUUUUGAAGAUUGCAAACACCAUGUCUCAUCCCCUAUAUAACCCCUUUGCCUCUGGGAACCAAAAUCCCACCCAAGGGCAGUAUGGACUAUCCAGUAUGCAGGCAGAGAGGGACACUCUGAAGACAUUUCCUGGAUCUGGACCUGGAUCUAACUUCAGCUCUUCUUCUGCAACUUCUGCCAACUCUGGGGGAAUGAUCCCUUCACUGCUGGCUCGCUCAGUGAGCUACAGGCCUGAACAGAUUAGUUCAAUAGAAGAGGGGGACAUAGAGAGGUCUAUAGACAUUCCCAUUAGCAGAGCCAGAGAGGAGGGGAGGUUUCCUGGCAAACCGACGCAUCAGCCCAUAGGCCAGGGCACUCAUUUUACCAGCUCUCAAAGAGAUGAGUUUCUCUCCUCAGGCACAGGGAUGAACUCCUAUUCUAUGUCCUCAACCUCUGCCCCUCCAGGACAUAGACACUCUGAUGUUGAAAGUGGCAGUAGCUCUUUGGAGUGGUUGCCAAACUACAAAAGAUCAACUGCUGAUGAUUCCUCCAAAUUUUACUCAUCUGCUUCAUCUAGCUACGUAGGCAGUUCUGACGGUAGGUUUAAUUCCUCAAGUGAAAGGGAACGUGAUUUGCAGUCCAUUCCAGGGUUGGGUGAUUAUGACUAUCCAGUGCCAGACAAAUCUGCAGCCUCCACUGAGUCAAGUCGCCCCAAGUACACUUCUGAAUCAGCCGCUAACAUCCUUUCACAAUUCGGACUUGAAAAAGAGGAUUUGGAACAUCUCAUCUCUUACCCUGAAGACCAGAUCACCCCUGCCAACCUGCCGUUCAUAUUGCGCCAAAUCCGCAUUCAGAAGGCCAAGAGAGCUGCAACUGCAGUUCAGUCAAAACCGUACCUGGAACCCCAGCCCACCAGAGGUGUGAGUGGAAUGGACAGGUUGAGUUGUUCUGGAGGGGCAGGGAUACGCCAGGAGGAAAUGUCAUCGACUAUUCUCCAGCCCAGUAAAGUGAUUGACUUUGGACAUACUGACAAAUAUGCUGGAGGGGUUAUGGAUGAGAUAGGAAGGACCAGUGGCACAAGAGCUAACAGUGGUGGGAGUGGCAGUAUGUUGUUGGUGGACACUUACAAUAGUAGCAGUCAUGGUCGAGAACCAUUGCAAAAAGAUAUGACAGAGGUUAAAAGCAGUUCCUUGGGUUCUUCACGUGAUCAGGGUAGCUCUGUUACCAGCUCUUCAUACAGUUCAAAACUGAGCUCUGUAGCUCCCCCAAGCAAUGAUCCAGCUAAACAAUUGCAGACUCAACCACAACAGACUUCUCAAAAAAUCCUGAGCUCUUUCUCUCUACCAAAGAAAGACACAGACAUAAGAGUAUUCAAGUCUGAACCCUCCACUCCCCUUCCUUUGAAAGAACCAAAGGCAGACGACAAGUCAACGUCGAAAGCCCAACCAUCCUGCACUUUGUUCCACGGUGUGCAUCCUGGCCGACCUGGUCUUGUGCUCAUUGGAAGCAAUGACACCACUGGCACUAAGGGUCAGGGUAAAGGUCGAGGUAAAGGGUCAACAGUUGCUGAGCAGAUGAAGAAGCAGCAGACACAACAACAACAGAAGCAGAAGAUGCACAUCCAGCAGCAGGCACAGAUGCAGCCAGUACCGCAGAUGGGACAAACGUGGCCUCCAUUUUAUUCUGCUGCACAACCGGUUCCUCCUGCUUCUUUCAUCCCCAGCAGCACAGAUGCCUCACGUACCAUGCAUCGUUCAAUGUUUAUCCUCGGUGAUCCUCUCCCCAGCAUUAUUCCUCCAGCUUUACCUCAGCCAAUCCCGAGCCCAGUGAACUUCAGGCAGUUGUUGACACCUUCCAGCAGGCAGAGUCGACCACAGCAGCCAGUCUCCAAGGGUCUGCCAACGCCGGCCAUGAUGCAUGACUGUGUAGCGGACACACCGAGAGUCCCUCCACACACCUGUUCUCUGUGUUACAAAGAAUGUACUCAUAUGAAGGAUUGGCUCUCCCACCAGAACACCAGCCUUCACCUUGAGAGCUGCAAAAUCCUGCGGGCACAAUACCCAGAGUGGGAUGCUGAGGUUGAAGUCAAGCUCAGUGCCGGAGGGAAAGAUGUUAAGCCAUCAUCCUCAACUGCUGCCCAGACUUUCCAACAUUGUCAUCAGAAAACCAGGCAUGGAAGCCGCUCCCGUUCCCACUCACCUAGUCCCCGAAGACACCAUGAAAGAAGAGAGAAACGCAGCCAAUCACGAUCAUCGCACAGCUCCAGAUACACUCGCAGCUCCCGGUCUCGUUCUUGCUCUCCAUGGUAUGACUGUCCUACCUCCUCUCGUUAUCGGUCACGUUCAAGGAGUUAUGAGAGACGAUCCUCACCGAGGAGGGGAGAAGAGAGAUGGUCCUCACCAAGACGAAGUCAAGAGAGGCGAUCAUCUCCAAGGGACCAUGAAAGAAGAUCACCAAGGAGGGGUGACAAGAGACGAUCAUCUCCAAGAAGGAGCUAUGAAAGAAGAUCACCAAGGAGGGGUGACAAGAGACGAUCAUCUCGAAGAAGGAGCUAUGAAAGAAGAUCACCAAGGAGGGGCGACAAGAGACGACCAUCUCCAAGAAGGAGCCGUGAAAGACAAUGGUCCACAGAGAGGUCGUCUUCUGAAGGGAAGAGGUCGAGCAACGCAGAGAGGCUGGUGAAGAGACUACUGGAAAAUUCAGCUGUCCAGGCUCUGUCAAAAGACUCUGACCUGGAGGCUGUGGUUAAAAAUCUAGCUCCUGCCUUACUAGCUGAGCUGGCCAAGAUGAAUUCUUCCUCAUCAUCGUCCUCUAUGUCAUCCAAAGGAGGAAAAAGCUCCCAGUCUUCUCCCUCUGCUGGGGGAAAAAGCUCAUCCUCUGCUGCCUCUUCGUCCUCUUCAGCAGCAAAGAAGGAGACGACAACAACAUCUUCUAAAGCAAAACCCAUUCUGCAGAAGAACGAAGAAGGUGCUUCUACAAAGACUAAGGAUACUGUUUCUAAGGAGCAAAAGACGACUUCUCAGAAAAACCCAGCCAUUUCCAGUGUCUCCAAACCUCAAACCACUAAAUCCACAACUACCAGUACUCCCACAAAGGAUCUUCUCCCUACAGCUCAAGAAACUUUGCAUAAUUGCCCUGCAAAGCCUUUAUCUUUACCCUCUGAAGCCAAAAAAGUUGCAACAAAAACGGUAAAAAGCAUGGCCCCACAGAAAGAGACAGCCAUGGUUGAUGAAUCAGCAACUAGGACUAUUGUUGAACCAACUAAAGGCUUGAAAAUUGGCACUCAAGCAAAGAUGUCGACAUCCAAAGCGAACACAACCUCAACUGAGAAAACCAAAACACCGGAAGAGAAUUUGACUGUGGCCGAAGAUAUGACACAAGAAGAGGUGCAAGAAAUAGAUGCAAAAGCCAUAAAUGCACCAUCCAAAUCUAUGGCUUCAGAAAAUGUCCCUGAUGUAGAGACUUCCAAAUCUAAAGAAGUGGAAACAAAGGCUCAAGAACCUGUAGUGGUGCUGGAAGACACAGCCAAAGUUGUUGAAACAGGAAAUGCAACAGUUAUUGAAUUGAAGCACCAAGCAGAACUUACCAUGGUUGAUGUUGAGGUGAAAGAGGCCAAAGAUGCUGAACCAAUGGAGCUUGGGGAAACAGGAUUUAAAGUGGCAGAGCCCAUGGAAGUUGAAAGCUGUUCUGAUAAAGGGGAAAAAAUGACAACUCCAGAGGCUGUACCAGAUAAAUUCAGUGAGAGUCAACCACCAAUCAGUAUAGAUGACACCAAAACUACAUCGCAAGUCCAGAAAAGCACCCUGUUUGAAUCGGAUUCCAUUGCACAAGGGCGGGACACCAAGACAGGCGCUUCAAAAAUCCAGCAGCAGGCUGCAUCAAUUUCAGCUGAAGCUGCGAGUGAACCAGCAGUGAGCAUUCAGCAGCUGGCGGCAACCACAUCUUCUUCAGCUACAGCAGUGAGUGAGCCGCAAGCGGCAGCAACCUCGUCUUCUUCAGCUGCAGUUACCCCUCUGACUAUUGAGGAGAUGGUGGAUAAGCACCUGCAUCAAAAUAAAAUAACGUGCUUCAAGAGGACCGCCUGCUGCUCACAGAAAGAGGACUUUGUCACUGUUGAUGAAGUUGGUGGACACCAGCACUCAUCCUAUUCCAAGCGGUCCUCCAGAGGGAAAAAAGAAAGGCAAAGCUCAGACGUGUCAUCUGCUGCCAAACAGACCUUAACGAGGUCCUUCAAAGACUCUAUGAGCUCAGCUUCUUCCUCAUCCUCUUCAUCCUCCUCAUCCAAGUUGACUAAAGACUCCGUGAAGAGAAGCUCGUCUUCUGACUCUGAGCCACCCCACUCUCCUACCAAACCCUCAUCCUAUGCCAGUGUUAGUAAAACCUCUGCCUCUUCUACACUGUCUCCCGAAACCUCUUCCUCUCCUGGUCCUAAGGCAGAACAGAGCAAGACAAAAUCUCCUGUCAAAGCAUCUACUACGUCUUCCUCGAGUUGUAGGACCCAAUCGUCCUAUACUGCACAUGAAAUUGAAAAGAUGGCAUCAGCAGCAGCUGUUGAGGCAUCAGUAAAGACUCAUCCUGAGUCACAUAGAGAAGCAAAAGCCACAGAGAGUGCAGUGGUAAAGUCUGACCACAAGGUGUCAGAAGAGGCCAUUGCUGCAAAAACUGUUGAGUCAGAGUCAAAAAUAGAAACAUCAUCAAAGAUGCAUCCACCUGCACAGGGACGGGGGUUAGAGUUGAGCCAAUCCCAGAGGUUUGAGAUUGAUGUUAAAGACAACACACUCAAAGACCUGGAGAAAAGCAAAGACAGAAGGAAAGAAGAUGAUGUUGGCAAACAUCCAGAGGAGGAGGAUGAUGACGCUGAAAAUUACCAAAUCCUUGAUUCACUUGAUGACCAAACAGAUGAACAGAUGGAUGAUGGGAACCAAGUAGGCAGCUCUGGAACACAGAUAAUAGAGCCUGAGAAUGACCGGAGUUUGCAUGAGGAAACUCUGGACAGACAGGUCUUUGGCACUGUUUAUAAAGAAGGCAAAGUCUGCCCUGAGCAGUGCAGUGAAAAGGAAGUGGGUGUUUCUUUUGAAACGGUCAACAGUGCUACUGAAGGUCAAGCCACAACAGGUCAAGAAGACAGUUACCCCAUUGAAGAUAACAGUUCCACAGUAAAACAACUGUCUGAGGAAGAUGUGAUUCAAGUAGUCAACAAAUCUGAUGAUAAAUCUGCAGUUGAAGUUGCAAUUAUUAAAAACCAAGAGGCAAAUAAGGAAGAUAGUAUUCAAGUGUUGGAUACAGGUAGCAAACAAGAUCCAAGAAGUAAGGUAGAUGGAAAGACUCGAAAACAAAAAGAAGAGGAGGUCAAAGGCAAAAUGAUUUCACCAGAAUCCUGUAAAGCCUCCAAAGAUGUGGAAAACCCUGAAGAAAAAAAACCAAAUGAUGGAGACCAGCCUCUUGAAGUCUGUGACAUUAAACACACUUUAAAAGACGUUGAUAGCGACGUUCCUGAACAUGAAACCUUUGAGAUAUUGGAUUCAAUUGACGAUCAGGUGGUAAUGGAAGAUGACAGCCACAAACUUGAAACUCCCAGUGAUCAGAUGUCUAAAAAAGACAUGGAAGAAGAGGAAGAUACCUAUGAGGUAAUUGAUUCUGUGGAAGAUCAGCCAACAACUACAAAGACAGAGUCUGAGACUGACAACAAGGAAAAAAGAACCAAAAAAGUUGAGCUGACUGCUAGACAAGAUGAUAGAUCAUCAAAGAGGAGUAGCCCCAGGACCAGAGCAUCCAAAAGGGAAGAGAAGGAGAAAUCAUCAAAGAAGCAGGACAGCCAGUUAAAAAAUAUGAAACGCGAACGAAGAUGGACCACUGCAGGAGGUUCUAAAAAAGACAAAGAGAUCAAAGAGGUCACUAAGGAAGUGUACAAAAUAGUAGAUUCUGUUGAUGACGAACUGGUUCAAGAUGCAGCCGCCACAGAAAGGUCUGGUAGAAGAAGGAGUGCAAGAGGAAAGAAAGAGGAUAAAAUGACAUUGAAUCUCACUGAAGCAUCUGACAAACCUGAUGAGGAGGCUUCCUAUGAAAUUUUAGACUCUGUGGAGGACAAGACUGCUGCCGAAGAACCAACCUUUAUGACAAGAUCUACCAGAGGAAGAAGGGAAAGAACAACUAAGAGAGAGGCUUCCAAUGAGAAAAUAAAAAUAGAAGACACACCAACAAGAAGGAGGCACACUCCUGCCAGGGAAUCACGGGAAAAAACAUUAAAAAAAGAGGAGAAAGCACCUCCAAAAGAGAGUGUACCAACAAAGCAGAGUAUGGAAAAGAAGGAGAAAACACCCAAAAUAGACAUUAAGAAAGAGGGUAAAUCAACAACUAAGUCCCGAUGUGAUACUGCAACACCAGCAGAGGAGAAGAAUCAAACGUCGUCCAGGAAAAAUGACACAAAAGCUUCAACGAGCGCUCUGGUGAACAUGGAUCAGGUUUACCCUGAAGACAAGGCCAAGGAGGAAGAGCUGAGGAAGAGGCAGGCUGCCACUAAAGAGAAGUCGCUUGCUAAGGAGCAAGAGAAGGAGCAGGAAGAGUGGAGGACCAGGGAGAGAGAGGAGAGCAAGCGGAGGAGCAGCAGCAACAGCAACAAAGGAGGAGGAGGCAGCAGUGGAGGAGGGACGAGGAAGGCGAAGGAGAAGGGAAGGGAAAAGGAGGAGAAGGUAGAGGUAGAUGCCAAGGAGGUGGUAACUCUGGAUGAGGUGGGAGCAGAUGAGGCUGGAGAGGAAAGAGCGGUGGAGGGUCAAGAGUGGGAUGAAGAGAUCACGGAGGGACAGCUGCAAACGCUCCUCACCCUGGAUGAAAUUGUAGAAGAGGAGGAAGAGGGAAAGGAUGAGCAAAGCACUGUGGAGGCCCGCCCACCCAGCAAGGAGGACGAAUCAGUGGACUCCUUAAACCCAGAGACUUUGGUGACUUUAGUUGAAGCAGAAGAAACCUCAAUAUCUUCGGAACACAAACACAAUGUCGACACAGCUGUGAGUAAAAGGAAGAGGGAGCUUGUCGGACCUGAAGCAAAGAGAUCUCGUUCUCAGUCUCCUUGUGUUGCUGCUGACUUCAAACUGCCACCAUUCAACUCCAACAACCCCCUUGGUCAGGAGUUUGUGGUCCCCAAAUCGGGGUAUUUCUGUAAUCUCUGCUCUAUCUUCUACCUGAACGAGAACUCGGCCAAGGAGCUCCACUGCAGCAGCCAGAGACACUACAACAACCUGCAGCGUGCUCAACAAACAAAUCCGUUGAAAGAACCAGCCAUGGCUGAUGACGGGACCUCCAUGCAUGGAUUCAACCAAAGAAUGAACUCCAAUUCAUUUGAAGAAGGGGAAGGGGGAGAGAUCUGUCUGCCUUAUAGUGAGGCCCAUCAGGGUCCUGACACUCCAGUGGGCGUCAACAACUCCAAGCCUACCGACCAGUCCAGAGCCAUAGAGGAACAAACAGACGUCAUCAACCUAGGUCAGGAAGGGCCCUCCCAGGCACCUGAUGUAAAAGAGGUGGCUAAUCCCAAGUCUGUGAAAGCACCAGGAUCACAACGCUUGCAGCUUUAUAACCGCCAAGGCAAAAUCCUGCUAGACAAUAUCUUGGGUGAUGCCAGGAGGUGGCACGAGAUUGGAUAUGCCAGAAGAGGAGAGAUCCCUCGGAGUAAGGCAUCACCCUUCUGGAGACCAUCGGCAUCAGGUCUUUGGCGGGUUUUGGAGGAGUCCAUGCUGGUAGCCACCAUAGAGCCGCCAGUCGUGCGGCCAGGCAAUCGAUGUGCAGUAGGCGUGUUUCUAUACAACCAUAGCGAUGGCCCCUGGUGCGAGGUCCGUGAGCAGGACCUUACCCACGUCUGUUUCUUGGUGGCACCACCAUAACAAUAACACCAAGGAACAAGCCUCCGUCAAGAGAGGAUGCUGAGAGAUCCAGCUACAUGAAAUAUGACCAGGACUCAUCACUCUGAAGUCCCACUGAACUUUAAUACACAAAAAGAAUAACAAUCAAACAACAGGGCACAAAAGAAUAACAGUUCAGUUCUGUAGUCAGCCCAUGCCUGACUGCAGUUCAGCCUAUUACAGCACCUCUUGGGGAACAUAGCAUCACCUUUGUGCAUUAUGUCUGUGUGAACACAUUGACAAUCUGUGUGUAAAUGUGUAAUCUGUGAAUAUAAAACACCUUCCGCCUUCUCUUUAAAUUAUGCAUUUGUUCAUUAUGCAUGAUUGAAAAUGAUUAUGGCUUAAUAAUAAUAGCAUGUUAAGCACUUUUAUGUAUCUUAUCACACACUUCAUAUUUUAUGUAUGACUCCUGGGUAGAGCCUUAUUCAGUGGCUUGGAUAUGAGUCUUGUGUUUUUACCAAAUAUAGAAAGAAGAACAAGAUUUUUCCUGUGCCCCACCUGUAUAAAAAGCAUAGAGGUAGAGCACAGAGAUUGAGUAUUAUCAGAAGUUUUUUACACAGAGGAUUCUAAUGGCAAUUAUCACAAGCUUUGUUAAGUUUUAAAUAAAAAUAGAUUGUAGACUCUGCAAUCAAAUUAAAGUUCAUGGGGUUGGUCUCUUUUCUGAAUGCCGCCUGGACAGCCUCACUAAUAAAGGUAAGAAGGCUGAUAGUUUUUGUGUAACUGUUUGAUGCUAAAUUGUUAAAUUGAAGAUGGACUGCUAAAUGCUAAAUUGGAGUUUCUCAGUUCAACUACUUGAUGCUCAAUUCAACAUUUUGUUAUUUAAGUAAUUAAUUCUAAAGUGCAGAUUGAAUUAGUUUGUAUUGAAUUGGAGUCAAAGGGAAUCAGUCGGCCGACUCUGGGCAAUAUAUCUUUGCCUGGAGGGGUUAUUGACUGGGAAUCAAUUGCCUUACAUUGUUUGUGUUCUUCCCCUCUCUAUUUUCAGCAACAUUACCAGAAGUUUCAACAAAAACCAUCAAGAAGUUCAAGACAAAAUUCUCAAGGCUCCACUUCUGAUUGAUCCAGAUUGAACCAUGAGUGAAAGGCCUGAAACCAAUGUAGAGGGGUUUAGCUGACAAAUCAGUGUGUAUAAUUAGCCAUAGUGGUAACAUGGUGGCGCCUUCUCUCAUUUGAAUUUUGUAAAUUAUAAAUCUACUAUCAACUUUGUAAACAUUUUAGCAUGGAUGGUCCCAUUGAGAUUAAAACUCCAAAUCUACAGUUGUGUUGCCUUGCUCUUUGCACAGUUACAUUGCACCAGCUGUGUCUGAGAAAAAAUCAGGAAUGUUCUGUGGUUUGGAAGUUGACUUUUGAAUUAUUAUUUUAGUCAUGAAUAAAUGAUGAUCACAGUAAUUUUGAGACAUCAAGUUUAGUCAUCCAAUACGAUUGAGCAGAAGUGUGUUUCUGUCUUCCCAUUUUUAAAUAAUUUUUAAUUUGCAUGUAACAAAAAUUUUUUUUUUUUACGCUUUACUGAAAUGGAAAAAUGUAUAUAUCUUUUAAAGCAAACUGAUGCAUGAAAGCAUGGCGGAGCAGGAAGCAAAGGCUCAUGGAAAUUGUGGUCUUGAUAACAGUGCUUAGUUUCUGUUGCACUCAGUAGUGAAAUAAAAGGCUUACAACCAGCUUUACCUUGGUCUCAUAUAGUAGUAAUGCAAAGGUGAAAUUGUAUUGCAUAAUUAAUAUAAUAAGUGUUUCUCUGUGACGUGUGAAAAGAUUUCUUAUUGUUUUUAAUUUAGAGAGAAUUAUUUAUCUGAGCAAUAAUUAACUGUCAAAGUCAAUAAAAAUUGUACAGAUUAUAUUAUGGGAUGUUUUUGUUUGUCUUUCCCUACUGUACUGAACUCAUCAAAUCCUGAGCCGUUACUUUAAAGGGUCCAAUAUGUUGACUUAUUUCUGUUGUACAGUUUGGUUUGUUCUGUUUCUAUGAAAUAAUAAAUAAAACUUGAGUGUUUCAUGA
Molecule: messenger RNA, 10708 nt
Organism: Seriola aureovittata
Lineage: Eukaryota; Metazoa; Chordata; Actinopteri; Carangiformes; Carangidae
Product: zinc finger protein 638-like
Cellular component (GO): nucleus
Molecular function (GO): zinc ion binding; nucleic acid binding
Source: RefSeq, a predicted model, not a curated record